CACAGAGAGAGAGAGAGAGAGAGAGAGAGAGAGAGAGAUUGGCUUGGCUUGGCUUGGCUUAAAGGCUUUUUCUUUGUGCACGAUGAGCUGAGUAGGACUCCAAAAGAUCACUUCUUCUCCCCCCCAAAGAAGAAGAUGGCAAUAGCACAGCGACAAGGUCACGACCCAUCGUCACCGCAAGAGCAAGAAGACCAUCCUUCCUUCUUGUUCGAUGAUGCUCUCUACUGUGAAGAGGACAGAUUCGACGAAGAAGACGACGACGAAGUUGACGGAAUUCAAACGACCGCCGCUGAAAGCUCAGUGGAUCGACAACAAGACCCGUCGUGGGAAGAAGACGAGGAGGAGGAGGAGGAGGAGGCCGAGCUGCUCUCGCUCUUGUCCAAGGAGCGCGGGGCCAGGCCGGACGUCGGGGAAGACGGGUUCGUCCUCGCGGCGGCGCGGCGCGAGGCCGUGGAGUGGAUGCUGCGGGUGUGGGGCGUCUACGGGUUCUCGGCGCUCACGGCGGUGCUGGCCGUCGACUACCUCGACAGGUUCCUCUCCGGCUCCCGCCUGCAGCGGGACAACAAGCCGUGGAUGACGCAGCUCGUGGCCGUCGCGUGCCUCUCCCUGUCCGCCAAAGUGGAGGAGACCCACGUCCCUCUCCUCCUAGAUCUCCAAGUCGGGGACGCGAGGUACGUGUUCGAGGCGAAGACCGUGCAGCGGAUGGAGCUCCUGGUGCUGUCCACGCUCGGGUGGGAGAUGCACCCGGUGACCCCGCUGUCGUUCGUCCACCACAUCGCCCGGAGGCUCGGCGCCGGGCGGGGCGCGCACCGGGAGUUCCUCCGCCGCUGCGAGCGGCUCCUCGUCGCCGCCGUCUCCGAUUCGAGAUCGCUGGGCUAUCUCCCGUCUGUCCUGGCCGUGGCGGCGAUGGCGCACGUCGUCGAGGAGGCGGAGCCGUUUCGUUCGCCGGAGCACAAGGCCCAGCUUUUGAGCGCCCUCCACAUGAGCCAGGAACAAGUAGAAGACUGUUGCAGAUUCAUUCUGGGAAUAUCAGAGACUGAAAGCAACGCCAUGAACUCGUCCAUCAACAACUCUCUGAAGCGCAAGCGUCACUGCGAUCAUCCAAGCCCGAGCGGCGUGAUCGACGCAUCGUUCAGCUGCGACGACGACUCGAAUGACUCGUGGGCCAUCGACCCGCCGUUCGACCACACGGAUGACGGCAAUCUCAAUCCUCUACCGAAGAAGAGCAGAUCGUCGCCGCCGCCGCCGCCACUGCCGCUGCCGGCGGUGCAAGGCAAGAUGCUGGACUUGCCCUUCAUGAACAGGAGGCUCUUUGAGGGCAUCGUCAAUGGCAGUCCUAUUUAAUACUCUCUCUCUCUCUCUCUCUCUCUAGAAUUUGGAUCACCUUUUGAUUAAAUCAAAGUGAAGAAAUGUGAAGUGAAAGUUGAGGGCUUUGCGUCGAAGAAACGGGAGGGGUCUGCGCUUACGUCUGCAUGUCUUUUUGGCGCACGCUCUCAGUCUCUUCAAUGAUCUCGAAGUGUCCCUUUCACUUCAGAAUUUGCUUCAUGUAUGGACAGGGAUAUAUUAUGUCAUCAUUACAAUAAAAUACAAUUAUUUCGGAA
This is a messenger RNA of Syzygium oleosum, 1601 nucleotides long. Its product is annotated as cyclin-D3-1-like. Gene Ontology annotation, molecular function: cyclin-dependent protein serine/threonine kinase regulator activity. NCBI's taxonomy places the organism in Eukaryota, Viridiplantae, Streptophyta, Magnoliopsida, Myrtales, Myrtaceae. The transcript has 4 exons. Gene Ontology annotation, cellular component: cytoplasm; nucleus; cyclin-dependent protein kinase holoenzyme complex. Gene Ontology annotation, biological process: regulation of cyclin-dependent protein serine/threonine kinase activity; mitotic cell cycle phase transition. Bases 136 to 1344 code for a protein of 402 amino acids. The record is from RefSeq and is a predicted model, not a curated record.